Messenger RNA from Geodia barretti, 2442 nucleotides. NCBI's taxonomy places the organism in Eukaryota, Metazoa, Porifera, Demospongiae, Tetractinellida, Geodiidae. The record is from the annotation of a GenBank genome assembly.
GAGAUAAACCAGAUACGCCCCUUCCUGCUCCUGACUAUGGCUUCGUAUCCUCGCCCGCAGGUCUUCCUCAAGCUGGUCGUCCUUGCAGCAUCAGUUUUCCUCCUCAUGACCGUUUUCAGAGUCUUGUUCAAAGACUCUUUCUCCGACCGAAUCUCCUCCGGCGCUAGAUUCAGUACGAGUCCUUCCAUGAGACUGCCGUACAGGGAUGUAGCGAGGCCGCUGGAAGAGAUACUCGAUGCCGAAUGGGUCCCUCAAUUGUGGAGGUACCUGGCAAACCUGAAGACUAGUAGGCGACACGUCACUCUGUGCGUGGCAGACUCCAGAUACAAGGAGAGCGUGGUGAACUGGCUGGUAUCGGCGCUGGUCAUAGUACAACCACCACUGGACAAUGUCCUGGUCAUUUCUCUGGACGAAGAACUGACCAACUUUUUGCAAGGACGUGAACUAAAUUCUGUUUUCGUUGAUCCACACUCAAUUUUGAGGAGAAACAUACAUCUACCGACCAACUAUUCCCACGUAUGGGCGACCAGAUUUGUUCUCUUUCGUCUCAUCAACCACUGGGGUUUCUCUGUAACAACGUUUGACAGUGAUGCUCUGCUGUCAAGGAACCCGCAGUCUCUGUUUGAUGAAAGGAGAGACAGCGACAUUGUGGCGUCUCCAGGUACCUACCCCUUCGAUCUCCACAGAGCGUGGAACUCUUCAACCCUGUGCAUGGGAAUGGUGCUUUUCAGAGCUUCAGAAAAAAUGGAGAGGUUCUGGGAUCAUUUUUCUGUGGUGCAGCAGUCUAUGAGAAGGAUUGACGAUCAAGUUGUCAUAAACAAUGCACUUAAAAACUGUGGAAUAGUUUGGAGCUCCACUGGGAAGGAUUCAGGGAUGCUCGGUGUCUGUCGAGACAUGGACUUCAAGGUUUCUCUGCUGCCUAGGAGUGUCGUCUGUCGAAAAUGCAAAAAGAUAACUGGUGGGUCGUUCUAUGUUUGGCAUCAGACAAGUGCCAGGGGACAGGCAGGGAAAAAGAAGAUUGCGAAGGCGGCCGGAAUGUGGUUCCUGAAACGAAAUCUGGACGAAAGUGAACUGAAAGGAACUGAAUGGCUUAGGUAUCUGUGGAUGUGAAACAACAAACUGCCCGCGUCUACGUUGCGCAUGCGUAUAGUAUAAAUGGGCGUGUGCUCACAUGAUUGCUUGGCCAGAGAUGCAGUGUUCGGUUCUUGUGUUCUUCUUCUCGUUGUGGACUCUAUGUCUACACGCUCAGACGUCCCCUGAAUUGAACCUAUUCCAAGACUACGUACAGCGAUACAACAAGCCUUACAUCAACGACACGGACACCUUCCAGACCCGCUUCCUGGUCUUCAAGGAGAGUCUCCGGAGACAUAAGUGGUUGAACAGCUACGAGACGGAGAAUAGUGGCUCCGCAGUCUACGGGGUGAACACAUUUUCGGAUCUUACACCACAAGAAUUCAAGGAGAGGUACCUGAGUGGGUUGAAACGAAGUAAUAACCGAAAAGGUUAUCCCUCUAAACCACCCUAUUCUUCAUCACCACUGCCUCAAACAUUUGACUGGUAUAUAUUGAUGUCUCUGUUGGCAUUGUACACAGCUAAUGUGUGGAAGUUGUUGGGCAUUUGCCACAGUGGAGACCAUAGGCAGCAGGUACGCCAUACAGACUGGCCACCUGCUGGAGCUGAGUGCACAGCAACUCAUCUCGUGUGACACCGGAGUUGAACUGGAUGGCUGCAAGGGUGGAGCUCUGGAAUAUGCCUUUGGCUCCGUGGAAUCUGUGAGAUAUAAUUAUACAUACAUGGCUAUUAUAGAUAUACACUGUUUUUCAUCUGGGCUGUUUGUCUUUCUAUGUGUGCGUGCGUGCGUGUGUUUUUGCAGGAAAGUAUAACGAUCGUGAAUGCUUCGACCUACCCUUUCGAGAGUGGAGAUGGAAAGUCACAUAAUUGCAAAGGAAAUCUACCUAAAGUUGGUGUGCAGCUAUUGGAUUUCACCUACAGAGAGUAAGAAAUGCUAAGUGGUGGAUGAAUUGAUGACACAUUCUCUGUUCAUGAACUGCACAGAAACCUGAGGAACGAGACUGAAAUGCAGUAUUAUCUGUGCACAUACUCUCCACUCACUGUUUCAGUGAAUGCUCGAGCCUGGCAGGAUUAUGAUGGGGGUAUUAUUCAGCACCACUGUGAUGGUGAUCCAAGUGAGGUGGAUCAUGCUGUUCAGGUGAUUGGAUAUGAUAUGAAUGGUCCAGUUCCCUACUGGAUAGUGAGAAACACAUGGGGAAGUGACUGGGGUGAAGGCGGAUACCUCCGACUAAAGUUUGGUCAGAACAUGUGCGGAAUGACAGAUGAGGUUGUGUAUGUAACAAAAGUCGCUGGAGUUGGACUCUAAAAAUCACAUUCUUCACACAAUUUUACCACAUCAGUUUGCUUGCUUGCAUGCUAUUAGCGCAUGCG